AUGGAACAAUUUGAAGAAUAUGAUAAGGGUAAGCUAUUAAGAGAUAGAUAUAUCAAAGUCAGUGAUAUCAGUGAAGGCUCCUAUGGGUUGGUUUCUGUUGCCAAAGAUGUCAAGCGAAAUGAUUUGCUAGUUGCUGUUAAAUUUAUAUAUCCAGUUGAUUAUAAGAAAGGGUAUACCAAAGAUCAAACCCAAUCAAGACCAUCAUCAAGUCCGGCACGUUUGAAGUCACCUCAAGUUGGAUCACCAAAUAAGCAUGAUAAGAACACCAUAUUCAAUAGUUUACUAAAUGAAGCACAGAAGGAGAUCAAGAUUCAUAAACUAUUGGGCGAACAUCCCAACAUUUCUCAAUUGUAUGAUCAUUUUGAUUCAUGCCUAGUGUUGGAGUUUUGUUCAAGAGGUGACCUUUAUGAAGCGAUCCAUAAUGGGAAUGGGCCUGUAACUACACAGGAUAUUAAAGAUGUUUUCCAACAGAUCCUUAAUGCGGUUGGUUUUUGUCAUUCAAAAGGAGUAUACCAUCGUGACUUGAAACCAGAGAAUAUUUUAAUUGCCGAAGAUUGGAGUAUCAAGUUGUGUGAUUGGGGAUUGGCCACAACUACACGAAUCAUCUCCAACAGGGAUGAAUUUGAUGUUGGAUCGGAGAGAUACAUGGCACCCGAAUUAUUUGAUAACGAGAUUGAAUCUUACGAUGCUUCAAUGAUUGAUAUAUGGUCAAUUGGAGUCAUCUUAUUGACUUUAGUCUUUCACAAAAACCCCUUUCAAGUUGCCAAUUACUCAGAUAAAAGAUUUUUACAAUUUGCCAGCAACAGAGAAGCAUUAUUUGACAUAUUUUCAACCAUGAGUGGGGAUUUGUUUUCUGUGUUGCGAUUCUGUUUAACUAUUGACCCAACUAACCGUGAUUUGGAGAGUGUGUCCAAAGAGUUGGAUGCCUUGAGGUUUUUCACGAUUGAUGAUGAGUUUGAGUAUGAAUAUGACUAUAAUGAAGGUGACGAUGAACAAGAAGAAGGAGAGGACGUGGAAGAAGCCGGAUCUGAGGAAGCGGACCUUGAUGAUGAGUAUUUGUCAUACCGUAAUGAAGACGGGGUCAAAUCUCAAUCACACCUGGGAGUUGCAGAAACAAAGGCUACCAAAAUUGCGGCUGGAGAAGCUACAGCUGAAAAAGAUAAGCCAGUCACGUCGCCUCUUUCUAGAUAUGAAAUUCCACACAAUCAUAGAGCUGAUGCACUUUUGUCUACCAAUACAAAAGCCAAGCCAAUCCCCAUCAAUACACAUGAUUUCAAGUUUAUCCGUAAUACUAGAAAGCCUUUAACUGUUGCGUCAUUCAAUCAAAAUGCGCAGAUGAAUAAGGGCACAAACAACAGGUUUGGAAAUUUCAACAGGGAGGAUUACUUCACUCCCAAGUCAGUCUUCAAGCAUUAUAUGGAUAAAUACGGAGACAAAAAAAGAAGCAACAAUUAUCAACAUCCCAAUUAUCAUCAAAAUAAGAAUGGUAAUGUCAACGGAAAUGUUGUUGAUCACAAAAGACCUCCACAGUUAAAAAGAAAAAGAACCUGGAAAACAAACCAGAGGUAUCGACCAUCAGCGCAAACGGCACACUUGAACAAUAGUGGUCACCUUAAUGGAAGAUUGGGUGGCCCUCAGCGUGAUGAAUUUCCUCGCUCUGUUGAUAAAAAUGGUGGUGGUAAACGCUUGUCAGCCAAUUUGAGCUCGGCUUUCAGUACAAUACCACAGCCAAAUUCUUCAGGCUUGCAUAGUGGUGCCAGUGCACCAAAUGGAUCAUUAUCGGCAAAUUUGUCCAAUUCUGGAAAGUACAUCCCACCAUUUCUUCGUUCACCCAAUCGCCAACCACAGAAAUCCCCACUUGUUGAACCAUUGGUUGAAGAGAUUGAUGAUUUGAUUUUGGGUAAUGAUGACGAAGUUUUCCAUUUGGAAGAUGAUUUUGUUGGUGAUGAAGGGAAAGAAAAUGUUAUUCCUCAUGGAAAUCACUCGAAGGGGGGAAGUAUCAGCGACGGUGAUCGUCCGGGAUUUCCAAUCUAUAAUGAAAAGAAUGAAUACACCAAUGGUAUGACCAACGUCAAUGGUAAUGGUAAUCUUAGUACUGCUACAAAUGACCAGAAAGGAUAUAAGUCAACAUUUCCCAAGUCUUUUCAUGAAGGGAGUAGCUUGGAACAUACCAACAACGGCAAAUACAUUCCACCAUUUAGACGUGGUUCUUUUUCGCGGGCACACCCCAAUGGAGCUUCAAGCGAAUGUAACCCAGGAAAUCUUUGUAUUGCUAAUGGAGCAAAAAAAUCAAUCCACUAUAAAAACCGCAGCUCUUUUGAUGGGUUUACAAGCGACGGUUCCAAUGCAGGACGCAGUUUCAACAGUUUUAAUAGUGGUGGCGUUGGUAGUACCCCCAAGAGCUUGAAUGGAUUUAUGAAUCACAAUGGUUCCAAUGGUAAUACAAUCCAAAGCUAUAUGAAUGAUUCACUCAAGGCGAAUAAUCGCUUGACAAAUGGCACUACUGAUGGUAAAAAGCGUACUGUUUUUGGAUGCAAAACUAGUAAAGGCGUCAGUAGUAGCCGCAGUGAUAAGAGCAGUGGAUACGAUAGCAAAAGUGGAGAUGAGAUUGGAGGAGGAGGAGAUGCAACCACUAAUGGUGCUGUUGAAGUUGGUAGUUUUAAUGAUUUGUGGGUUGGGAGUCAAAAGAAGAACUGGAGCGAUUAUGAUGACUGA
Molecule: messenger RNA, 2715 nt
Organism: Lodderomyces orthopsilosis Co 90-125
Lineage: Eukaryota; Fungi; Ascomycota; Pichiomycetes; Serinales; Debaryomycetaceae
Gene: KSP1
Product: putative serine/threonine protein kinase
Exons: 1
Coding region: 1-2715 (904 amino acids)
Biological process (GO): autophagosome organization; peptidyl-serine phosphorylation; protein autophosphorylation
Cellular component (GO): cytoplasm; autophagosome
Molecular function (GO): ATP binding; protein serine/threonine kinase activity
Source: RefSeq, a predicted model, not a curated record